AUGGUUCGUUCUAAUUUAACGAAAAGCAGCCAAGCAGCAUUCAUCGAAGGCACAUUAGAAUUGGAAUCCGGAUUGAAGAUCAAUUAUGUGGCACCAGCACAUGCAGCACCGAUAAAAGAAAAUUCAUCAGCUGAGAAUAGUAGUGGCUCAAUUACACGUAAAAAAAGCUUUAUGGAAGGAAGUGAUCCACGAGAAGAAUGGGAAGGCGUUUUUGAGAUGUGUUACGCGUUGGACCAUGCUAUACGAUUUGAAACAGAUGAUUUAGUGAAAGGACGAAAAAUUCUGGAGAUUGAUUUUUGUACAGCUCUUCCUUCAGUCUUUGCUAUAAAAAAUGGUGCAAAACAUAUCACUUUACAUAGUAGUGACAAUGAAAUGAUGGAAUCGUGCGUGAAGCCGACGCUUUCUCGGAAUAAAAUCAAGAGUACGCAAUACAGAAUCCUUUGUAGCUCUUUAGAAGACCUUCGAAAAUUGGUAAAAUCAAAUGAAUUUGAAGUUAUUUUUUCUGUGGAAUUUUUUAAUAAAGAGAAAAAUCGGUUUGAAGAAAUUCAUAAUUUCAUCGACUAUGCAUUAGCCACUGAUGGAGUUUGUUUGUUGGAAUCUCGAAUGUUCUACAUCAACUGUGAAAGCAGUUUGCAAGAAUUUUUGGAUCUAGUUAAGACGAAGGGAAAAUUUGAUGUUUAUACCCGUUGGUCGACACCAAAAUCAGAAAUUAUUCAACGAAAAGUAAUCCAACUGACUCGAGCUAUACGAUGA
Molecule: messenger RNA, 753 nt
Organism: Acanthocheilonema viteae
Lineage: Eukaryota; Metazoa; Nematoda; Chromadorea; Rhabditida; Onchocercidae
Source: the annotation of a GenBank genome assembly